Molecule: messenger RNA, 1419 nt
Organism: Acyrthosiphon pisum (pea aphid)
Lineage: Eukaryota; Metazoa; Arthropoda; Insecta; Hemiptera; Aphididae
Product: general transcription factor II-I repeat domain-containing protein 2B-like
Exons: 4
Coding region: 1-1419 (472 amino acids)
Molecular function (GO): protein dimerization activity
Source: RefSeq, a predicted model, not a curated record
AUGUCAAUUUCUAAUAAAGCGGUUAAACGUAAAUAUGAAGAAGAAAAACGGGAAUUUAAAUUAGAAUGGGAAGAACUAUACUUUUUCAUACAGAAAAACGAUAAACCAUUUUGUCUCAUAUGUCAAGUUACAUUAUCACAGUUUAAGGCAGACGACUGUGUAGAAGCAAGUUUUGUAAUUGCCUUUAAUAUUGAUCAAGCAAAACGUCCUCUAGCUUUAGAUGAAUCUACCGAUAUCCAAGAUAAACCUCAGUUAGCCAUAUUUGUUCGUUAUGUUACGAGUGAUGUAGAUGUGAAAGAAGAGUUGUUAGAUCUAAUUUCAUUGAAGGAAACUACUCGGGGUAUUGACAUUAAGAUUGCUCUCGAUGAAACUCUACAAAAAGCUGAAAUUCCACUAAACAAAAUUAUAAGCAUUUCAACUGAUGGAGCUCUUAGUAUGAUGGGUUGUAAAAAUGGAUUAAUAGGACUUUUAAAAAAUGAUACUAAUUUACCAGAUUUUAUACCUAUUCAUUGUAUUCUACAUAGAGAACACCUAACUGCUAAAUAUUUUAAAUAUGAUCAUGUGAUGGAUGUUGUUUUAAAAAUUGUAAAUUACAUACGUUCAAGUGCAAAAACACAUCGGCAGUUUAAAAACUUUCUAGAAGACAUAGAAGGUGAUAUUCCUAAUGAUGUCCCAUGGUAUUGUCUAGUUAGAUGGUUAGAUUUGGCAUUUUUCACCGACAUUAUGCAACAUUUAUCAACAUUAAAUGUAUCUCUUCAAGGUCAAAAUAAAUUAGUUAAUGACCUAGGGCAAAAAGUAUUUCAAAAUCAACUAAAACUUUUCAUACGAGAUUUACAAUCAAACAAUUUUACUCACUUUUCAUGUUUAGAAAAAAUAGAAGCGUGCCUGAUAGAAUCAGAAAUAAAAAUUAAUUGUGACGACUAUGUACUUAAACUUGAAUUUCUAUUUACCGACUUUGAAGAACGAUUUCGAGACCUAAAGGCAUUAAAACCCUCAUUAGGAUUUUUAGAAAAUCCAUUUUUAGUUAAUAUCAUUGAAAAGGAAUGUCCAUUAUCACAUCCUAUCAUCAGAAAUAAAGCGGAUCUCGAAAUAGAACUCUUGGAGUUAUUAGAAGAUGAAGGUCUUAAGCAGUUUAUAAACAAUUGUCCCUCUAUAUUGGAAUUUUGGAAGCAUAUUUCUAUAUUAAAAUACCCAAAUAUUAAAAACUGUGCGGUAAAAUUGAUAUCAAUUUUUGGAACGACGUAUUCAUGUGAAUCACUUUAUUCAACAAUGAAAAUAAUUAAGUCAAAAUAUCGUUCAAAUUUGACUGAUGAUCAUCUUACAGAAUUAUUAAGAACUGCUCUUACAUCAAUUCAACCAGAUCUUAAGAAGCUUACUAAAAAACUAGACACGAAAAAAAUACCACGCAAACAAAAUUAG